Trichoderma asperellum CBS 433.97 is the source of this 3783-nucleotide messenger RNA. RefSeq lists its product as uncharacterized. The record is from RefSeq and is a predicted model, not a curated record. Gene Ontology annotation, biological process: carbohydrate metabolic process. Lineage: Eukaryota; Fungi; Ascomycota; Sordariomycetes; Hypocreales; Hypocreaceae. Gene Ontology annotation, molecular function: UDP-glycosyltransferase activity; hexosyltransferase activity.
AUGGCGCCCGACGAGAACCAGCGCAGUCGACCCAAGAGGCAGCCCUCGCUGAGAACCCCGCCUCGUCGACGAGAUCGGGCUGCCUCUGAGGCCGUGGUGACGGACGGCUUCGUGCUUCCUGCGCUUGAAGCGCCUGCUGAUGCGCCUCCAGCCUAUGGACAUCAUCAUGACCAGCUUCAGUUCACGCGGACCGGAUUCGAUGCCGAAGCGGCUGUAACAGGCGAUGGAAGAAUCAACAUUAAUAUCAAUACCAAGAACCACAGGCUUGCUGAGCUUCUUGCACCGAGUAUCGCCAAUCAGAUAGCCGUUUCUGUCCGGCCGACGAGGCCGCCGGCAUACACCCUCCCGAGUCUCGUAGGCGAGCCUGGCAAGCAGCCUCCACCGCGGCUUAAUGUCGUCAUUCAAAUUGUUGGGUCGCGUGGCGAUGUUCAGCCCUUUGUUGCUCUUGGAAAAGUCCUCAAGGAAAAGUAUGGCCAUCGAAUCCGUAUUGCAACGCACCCAACGUUCCAGACCUUUGUUGAAGAGAAUGGCCUCGAGUUCUUCAGUAUAGGGGGAGACCCCGCCGAGCUAAUGGCCUUCAUGGUUAAGCAUCCGGGACUCAUGCCUGGCCUGGAUGCCUUGAAGAGCGGCGAGAUCAGCAAGCGCCGCAGAGGCGUUCAAGAGAUGCUGCUUGGGUGCUGGAGAUCUUGCAUCGAGGCGGGCGAUGGGCUGGGACCGCCACCAGAACCUCAUAGGAAACUCGAGCCCUGGGAUCCGGAAGCCGGCAUGCCUGGAGAUCCAAACCACGAGCCCUUUGUGGCCGACGCAAUCAUUGCGAAUCCGCCUAGUUUUGCUCAUGUCCAUGUUGCGGAGAAGCUUGGAAUUCCCCUGCACAUGAUGUUUACGAUGCCUUGGUCACCUACGCGAGCGUUUCCUCACCCACUAGCGAAUGUUCAGUAUUCUAAUGCCGACGAUGUUCUCACUAACUAUUUGACUUAUACACUGGUUGAAAUGAUGACAUGGCAGGGAUUAGGGGAUGUCAUCAACCGAUUCCGCGAGAGUGCAUUGGAUCUUGCUCCCCUCUCGCUCAUCUGGGCUCCAGGUCUUCUCAACAGAUUGAAGAUAUCUUACACUUACUGUUGGUCACCGGCAUUGAUCCCGAAACCGAAUGACUGGGGGCCGCAUAUUGAUAUUUCUGGCUUUUACUUCUUGAAUCUUGCAUCUUCGUAUACUCCAGAGCCUGAUCUUGCCGCCUUUUUAGAGGCCGGCCCGCCUCCAGUCUAUAUUGGCUUUGGUUCUAUUGUGGUUGACGAUCCAAAUGCCAUGACUAGGCUGAUAUUUGAUGCUAUCCACCUUGCUGGCGUCCGAGCUCUAGUUUCUAAAGGCUGGGGAGGCCUGGGAGCCGACGCAGUGGGACUACCUGAAGGCGUUUUUAUGCUUGGCAACGUUCCUCAUGAUUGGCUCUUCGAAAGAGUCUCUUGCGUCGUCCACCAUGGCGGCGCUGGAACGACGGCGGCUGGCAUAAAAGCUGGUAAACCCACCCUCGUGGUACCUUUCUUCGGAGACCAGCCAUUUUGGGGCGCCAUGAUUGCGAGGGCCAAAGCUGGACCCGAUCCGAUUCCCUAUAAGAGCUUGACUGCGGAGAAUCUGGCCGAGGCGAUUAAAUUCUGCCUUAAGCCAGAAACGCAAGAUCAAGCAAAAGCGCUUGGCUUCAAGAUCCGCGAAGAAGAUGGUACAGAAGUGGGCAGCCGCAGUUUUCAUAAUCACCUUGAUAUAGAUUCUCUUCGCUGUUCCGUGGCCCCUAGUCGAGCUGCGGCUUGGCGCCUGAAAAGAACGAAGGUGCGACUUAGCCCACUCGUUGCCGCGGUUCUCGUCAAGCAAGGUCUCCUGAAAUAUACCGAUCUUAAGCUAUAUCGCCCUUAUGAGUACAACACGGAAGAUCAGCCUCCUGAUCCAAUCUCAGCAGGUGCCUGCUCUCUUGUUACUGAUAUUAGCGAUAUUGGUAUGGCCAUAGUGGAUAUGCCUUUGGAUAUCCUGAAAAGCCCUAAAAAGGCUAGAGAUUCCUUAAGGGAUAGUGGUAGUCAGGCAAGUGGAGAUGAAAGUGAUACAGGAUCAAAACGGAAUUCGACUCAAGACCACCCUGGUGUCAAGUCACCAGCAAGGACCAGCGGAGAUUCCGCCGGCGAAUCAAACGCUGUCACAGGGCAACUUACCCAGUUUCCGACAGUGCCGACGCAAAUUGGUCGAACACGAUCUCCUACUAUCGAAAGCCAGGGCAGCCGGUCAUCAUCUCGCCGAAGGGCGCUCUCUGCAGCCGCGACUAUGGAGGCCGCAGUGGGCACGACCAGAAACGUCGGGCGUAUUGUGUCUACGGGAGUCAAGUCACCCAUGAACUUUUGUCUAGGGCUUGCAAAAGGUUUCAGGAAUAUUCCGCGAUUAUAUAACGACGACACCGUUCGAUCCAUCGAAAAGGUCACAGAUUUCAACAGCGGCGUGCGAGUCGCCGGGAAAGAAUUUGGGUUCGGCCUUUAUGACGGCAUCUCAGGACUGAUUACGUUACCAAUGAGAGGAGCACAAAAAGAGGGUGCUGCUGGGCUGAUCAAGGGCGUUGGAAAGGGUAUUGGAGGGCUCAUUGCGAAGCCCGCAGCAGGUUUUUGGGGUCUCCCAGCAUACGUGAUGCAAGGUGCCUAUGCUGAACUUAACAAAUUCUUGUCAAGAAGUGUCCAGAAUUAUAUCAUCACAUCGAGAGUAGUUCAAGGCGAACGGGACCUUCAGAAUGCAUCAGAGGGAGAGAAGGCCGACAUUAUCUAUCGCUGGAAUCACGACCCUGAUUUGAAGAUUAUUCAAGAAACAAAACUGAGGGGACAAGAGAGAGAACAAUCUAAAGUCGGAUCUGGAGGCGGACCGACCUCCUGGUUCCCUACACUCCAAGAUGGACGGCGUCAAAUGGGGGCUGCAUUGGAGGAAAAGCCGCGGCGACAGCGAUCGCGAUCAGGCCGAAUCUCAAGUCGCUUUUCUCUUUCCCGCUCCUCCUCUCCUGCGCCAGUAAACUGGGAAGAAUCACUCAAUACCGAUGCAGAAUUUGAGGAAGCUAUCAUGGUCUCAGUCAGAGAGACCUCUCGUGGAGAUCCGGAAGAAGACGCCAUGAUUGAAAUAGCUAUUCGCGAGAGCAUCAAGGCAAUGCAGCAGCAGGGUUCUUCUCUGCCUGAUCCUGCGGUCUUAAAAACAGAAGGCAACAGGAAUUCAGACGUCUUUGAAGACGAGGAGUAUAAAAUCACGGAUGAAGAGUAUCAGAAUCUUAUUGAACAGGCUAUUCGGGAGAGCUUGGCUGGGCACGAAAAAGAGCUUUCUGUACUGCCAGGGUCAAGCUCACGGGGAAUUGGGGCCGGACUUGUGCAUACUGAUGAGCCGCGUAGCAGUGGCUCGGCGUUUACACCGAAUACCGACGAGGAUGCCGAUUUACGGCGUGCCAUUGAUGAAUCGCGCAAGAUACCUCCUACAUUGCCACCGAGGGAACAGGAAGAUGACGAAGAGGAACAUUUCCGGAGAGCUAUUGAGGAGUCUAUGAAUGAAAUGGAGCAGAUGAAGAAAGAGAAGACGGAGGAAGACAUUGUGAUGGAAUAUGUCAAGAAGCAAAGCCUAGCCGAGGAGGAGUUUAAGAAACGGAAGGAUUCCAAGGGAAAAGGCAAAGAGGUAUCAGAAGUGGCGAGCAAUGCUAGUGAUGAGGACGAGGAGUUAAAAAGGGCCAUUGAAGAGAGUUUGAAGAUAAAUGGCGGAGAUGGCGAUGGGCCGUCGGGGUCAUAA